AUGAACGCAGAACUUGAGAGCGACUUCCUGAAUGAUUUCGUCCCCCUUAGGGUCGCCAUUGUGGGUGCCGGCAUCGCAGGCCUGACAACCGCCAAGUCCCUCCGCCACUUCUACCCCAAGGAGGCAGUCGAAAUCAAGAUCUACGACAAGGCCACCAAGCUCAGCGAGGUCGGCGCCAGCAUCGGCGUCCACACCAGCGGCCUCAGGAUCCUCGACAAGCUCGGCGUCCACGCCGCCCUGGACGAGUCCAUCUGCAUCCGCCAGUCCAGCGGCUCGCCCAUCGCCUUCCGGCACUGGCUGACGGAUGAGGUCCUCGGCAUGCAGGACAGCAAGGUCGAGGGCGGAGUGGAGGAGAAGUACCGCCCGGCCAGAUUCCACCGGGCCCACCUGCAGCAAGUGCUCAUCGAGGCGCUCCCCAGCGAUGUUGAGUUGAGGUUGGCGACGAGGCUGGUGAGGACGACCGUCAAUCCGGGCAGCGACGACCCCGUCACGUUGUCGUUUGAGGACGGUACUAGCGAGACCGCGGACUUGCUGAUUGCGGGAGACGGCGUGUACUCCAAGAUCAGGAGCAGCUACGUUCCCGAUGCUGAGGUGAAGUGGCUCGGCAUGAUCGCCUUCCGGGCGGCAUUUGACGCUGCCUUGGUCAAGGACAUUGAAGGUCUGCCUGCUGAUGCUGUCCGGUGGAGUGGUCCCGAUGACAGGAACUUCGUUUCAGGAAGGCUAGGCAAGGGCAAGUAUGCCAUUGUUGCACUACACAACGCCGACCCCAAUGACCCGAGAGACCCUUUCUGCGGUGCGGAUAAGGACUGGAACCCGAUUGUCCAAGGCGUGGCCAACGCUGCCCCCUACAUCAAAACGUACCCCAUGUGUGCCGUCACACCCCUUGACUCCUUCAUCUUCGACGGCCACGUGGCCCUCCUCGGCGACGCAGCCCACGCACACGGCGGCGGCGUCGCGAUCGGCGGCUCCCUCGCCAUCAACGACGCCUACGCGUUCGCCCUCGCGCUGACCCACGCCUGGCCUCCCACCGACGGUACCUCGACGACGACUCACGCGCCACCGAAGCCCACCGUAGAACAGCUGGACAGGGCUCUCAAGUUGUACGACGAGACUCGACGGCCGCUCGUGAACAGGCUCCUAGCCGGUGUCCACGCCCUCGCGCAGAAGAGGAGGUGGAUGGCGGAGAAGAAGACUGUCGACGGCAAAGGGGAGUCGGAUGAGCUGCUUAGGGCCCGGAUCGCCAACCGGCCGGAUCUAAGCUGGCUGACGGAGCAUGAUGUCGAGGCCGAGUUUGACAAAGUCGAACUCAGUAAGAAGGUCAACACCACCCUGGCCGGUACCGUUUUCUUGUUAACAGCGGCGACAUACUGGAUCCUGAUGAGAUUUACACCGGAUUUGUCACACGGAAUCGCCUUGCCUCCGAAAUUUCUGGAGGAUAACAUCGCCGCCGUUCUCUCAAAGACCUGGCUGAAAAAGUACAUGGGACCUUCGACGGAGGAAUUCCCCGAGGAAGUGCAAAAGUUGCGCUGGGUACUCUUCCGCAAAUCUUCCGCAGACACAACAUUAAAAAACCCACCCACCGGCCGGGGUGCCAAGUUCUAUGCGAUCCAGGGCUACAGCGAGGUUCCAGCACGGUCUCCACCGGAACCCAUUCAACCUAGCACAAAAAGUUCCGUUAAGAUCAGAACGUUCUCACCAGUUAUAAGGAAUCUGGUCCAAGUUGCUGUAUGGAAUUCCGUCAGUUUCUGGUUGGUCCUGGUCAUGGUUACAAAUACCAUCGUCUACAAUGGGUUUACGACCAACAACUGGACUCAAGACGGUAAAUUACGAUCGAUCUUGGUUUGCAUAUAUGCCUUGGCCAACUUUGUGUCUCAGCUGCGCGAGUCUCACCCCAAGGCUCGCACCACAGACAAAACCGAAUCUGAUUUCGACAAGUUCACGAAGCCGGUGCUCGACGCAGAAUUGAAGGCAUAUGAAAAGCCUGCCGAAAAAGCGCCCGAAAAGAUGCUCGCCAACAUUGCCGCCCUCCUCGCCAUCUGCCUUGCGACCGCUCUGGCGCCGUGGACUUCGAUGGAUAAGAACGACGCGACCGCGGCCCAGCUUGGAUCCUACGCCCUACUCCUGACAACCAGCACCGGCUUGUUUGCCAUCACAAGCAUCCUCGGUCAGCUGAAAAAGCCAACAGAAUCAGCAAGGACGCUUCUCAAGCUACAAGAACGGACGAUCGAGGUUGCUGCCAUGAACACAAAUUAUGCGAAUGGAGGGUUCAAUAUUAAACCGCCGAUAAUGUUCUCUGAGGGCGUCGAGGGCCAGCUUGAAGUCACCCGGAAGGGCCUCUGGCGCCUGGCGAGUCUCGGGCACAAGCUGAGUUUCAUCCUCUUGGGUCCGGGUCUGAUGCUCAUUCCACGACUCCAUCGGGAUUGUACCGACGACGCAGUGAUCUCUUUCAAGGUACGCAGCGUGGACUUCAUUCUCACGACCAUUUUCAAGAAGUCUACUAGUCCUUCUGCUCGAUUCCUAGCGCGUCUUGCUCCUCAGCCAGAAUCAAAGGAUUAG
Diaporthe citri is the source of this 2556-nucleotide messenger RNA. RefSeq lists its product as uncharacterized. The record is from RefSeq and is a predicted model, not a curated record. The coding region runs from base 1 to 2556 and encodes 851 amino acids. Gene Ontology annotation, molecular function: FAD binding; monooxygenase activity. The transcript has 6 exons. NCBI's taxonomy places the organism in Eukaryota, Fungi, Ascomycota, Sordariomycetes, Diaporthales, Diaporthaceae.